Aureobasidium musti is the source of this 651-nucleotide messenger RNA. The record is from the annotation of a GenBank genome assembly. Lineage: Eukaryota; Fungi; Ascomycota; Dothideomycetes; Dothideales; Saccotheciaceae.
AUGGCGGACAACCGUAAAGUCUUCUUUNUCGACAUAGAUAAUUGCUUAUAUUCCAAGAACAAGAAAGUGCAUGAAUUGAUGGGCGAUCUGAUCGAGGAUGCCAACGAGCUGCAUACGCGGUACUACAAAGACUAUGGGCUUGCCAUCGAGGGUCUUGUACGCCACCACAAGGUCGACGCCCUAGAAUACAACGAGAAGGUCGAUGAUGCACUGCCACUUGAAGACAUCAUGUCACCUGAUCCAAAGUUGCGCAAGCUGCUUGAGGACCUUGACACAUCGAAAGUCAAACCUUGGCUUUUCACAAAUGCCUAUAUCAACCAUGGUCGACGAGUUGUAAAGCUCUUGGGCGUCGAGGAUAUGUUCGAAGGCAUUACCUACUGCGACUACUCGGCUGCCAAGUUCCUCUGCAAGCCGUCACCAGACAUGUUCAAGAAAGCCAUGGCUGAGGCUGGUGUAACAUCUGUUGAAGAUUGUUACUUUGUCGACGACUCUGCUAUCAAUGCUGCCGGUGCGACCAAGUUGGGUUGGACUGCCGCCCACUUGGUAGAACCUGGCGUGACUGCGCCUGUGGCACAGGUCUCCAAAUACCAGAUAAGCAAUCUCGAAGAACUCAGACGCAUUUUCCCACAGUUCUUCAGAUCGACUCAAUAG